AUGGCCACAUUCUUCUCCACUUCUACGAAUCAGAGGGACCUCGCCGGAGGCGGCGGCGACAUGUCGUUCCACCACUACACGUACUCGGAUUCACCAGCCGGCGGCCUCGUGCCUUUCCCCGCCGCCAUCGUGUCGGAAGGCCACGUUGCGCAUGGCCAUGGCGGUGACGACGGCAGGGACGAGCCGGGCGCGUUCGUGAACGUGAACGCGAGGGACGGGCCGGCGAGCGGCGCCGAGAUGGGCCUGCAGACGCAGCUGCUCAUGGCGAACGCGUCGGCGGCGGUGCAGCACCAGGGGCUGUCGCUUAGCCUUGGCACGCAGGGAGUGCCGGUGUCUCUUUACCAGUACCGGCAGGCGCAGGCAGGCAUGGCCGCCGCCGCCUCCUUGCUGAGCCCGAACCAGGCGUCGACGACGGCGAACAGGAACGCGCAGGGCAUCUACAUUCAGAACUCCAGGUACCUCAAGGCCGCGAGGGAGCUGCUGGACGAGGUGGUCAAUGUCCGGGACGCGAUCAAACGCAAGGGAGACAAGAACCAGCAGGGCAAGGAUUCCGGCGGCGAGGGCAAGGACGCCGAGACGAGCGACGACAAGGCCGACGAGCACGAGGGGAACUCCUCCGCGGACCUUCAGAACAGAGUGUCGGCACUGAUGGCGCUGCUGGAUCAGGUGGACCGCAAGUACAGGCACUACCACCACCAGAUGCAGAUCGUGAUGUCGUCCUUCGACGCGGUGCAGUCGCUGCGGCGGAGCCUGGGCGAGAAGGACACCUCGGCGCAGGGCGGUGGGCUGUCCCGGCUGCGCUACAUCGACCAGCAGCUGCGGCAGCAGCGCGCCAUGCAGCAGUUCGGCAUGAUGCAGCAGCCGCAGCACGCCUGGCGCCCCCAGCGUGGUCUCCCGGAGUCCGCCGUCUCCGUGCUCCGCGCCUGGCUCUUCGAGCAUUUCCUCCACCCGUACCCGAAAGAUUCAGAGAAGCUGAUGCUCGCUAGGCAGACAGGCUUGUCUAGGGGUCAGGUGUCCAACUGGUUCAUCAACGCGCGCGUUCGUCUGUGGAAGCCGAUGAUCGAGGAGAUGUACAAGGAGGAAUUCGGGGCGGAGAUGGACUCGCACUCAUCGUCGGAGAACGCGCAGGGCAACAAGGGCAAGGCGGACGAGGCGAUAUCCUCGGAGGACCACGAGGAGUUCCAGAGCCCGUCGAGCGCCGCAAACGCAAAGCACGGCGCCGCAGCAGCAGGCCACCACCUCAGCGCGUUCAAGUCGGAGGCAAUCGGUGGCAUGGACGCCGCCGGCGUCGGCGUCGGCCUGUCCAGCCUCGACGGCGCCAUCGGCCCGUACGCUACCAGCCUCAACCUCGGCGCUGCUGUCGGCAACGGCGGCGGCGGCCUGCAGGAGGCCUUCGCGCACCACCACGGCGGCGGCGACGCGAGGUUCGUGCAGGCGUACGGCGACAUGGCCGGCCUCGGCGGCUACGACGGCGGCAGCGUGUCGCUGACGCUGGGCCUGCAGCACUGCAACGACGCCGGCGCCGUGCCCGCCGAGCAGCAGGGCCUCCUGUACGGCAACGACGGCGACUUCGAGUUCAUCAACGGCUCCGCCGAGGACAGGCAGCGGUUCGGCUCGUCGCAGCUGCUGCACGAUUUUGUCGCGUGA
Miscanthus lutarioriparius is the source of this 1647-nucleotide messenger RNA. NCBI's taxonomy places the organism in Eukaryota, Viridiplantae, Streptophyta, Magnoliopsida, Poales, Poaceae. The record is from the annotation of a GenBank genome assembly.